Messenger RNA from Aureobasidium uvarum, 489 nucleotides. The record is from the annotation of a GenBank genome assembly. Lineage: Eukaryota; Fungi; Ascomycota; Dothideomycetes; Dothideales; Saccotheciaceae.
AUGACUGGCAUCGAAGUCGGCAACUCAUGCAAAGACCCAGCUGCAGAAACACUUGUUGGGAAGUUUGGGAGCAGAGGCGAUGGUCAACCGAAAGUGGGACAGCGAGCCGUCCAGGAAGCCAUGCGGAGGGUACAAGAAGGGGAUUCUCAGACAAGGAUACAGAGAACUCUGCCACAACAUCAGGCACGAUUCGAAGGGCACACACCCAUCAAAUUCGAGGCUCUGAGGACGGUUAACGCUGGCGCUGUGGUCUCGACAUCAUCGCUAGUCACUGCCAGUGACGAAACGCAGUCCACGAACACCACCCUGCAGCAACAACAAAAGUUGGUGAGUUCAACAGCAGAUACUGGACCACAAGGUGUGGUGGAAGAUGAAGAUGAGGAUGCAGAGUACGAGGUUGAGGAGUUGCAGAGGUGUUGUUCGACAGACGUGCCGAGGAGACCGCCAGGUCCAGUCCAACAACGUGUGUCUUUGGAACCUUCGACCUGA